UAUCACACAGAAGAGAUUCCCGUGUUUAGCGACUGUCGGCUGCGAUUGCCUGAUUGAACUUCACUGUAAGCAUCAUGUGAUGCGCAUACCCUAGUUGCUGUGUGAGUGGAAACUUUCGAGUCAGAAACGAGAGCGUGGUUUCUCAAUCGGCCUAGGUUUUCCUACCCUGUCUUGCCAUACUAAUCUCAUAAGAAGUCGUUCAGCAUUUACGAAUGUAUAUAUAAACACAGAGAGAGAGAGAGAGAGAGAGAGAGAGAGAGAGAGAGAGAGGAAAUCAAACCACCAUGACUGACCAUGCGCUGGACCAAGAGAUGGAAAUUGAGGCAUUGGAAGCCAUACUUAUGGAUGAUUUCAAAGAAAUUCACUCAAGCGAAAGUGGGCUAAACACUUCUAAUCGAUGCUUCCAAAUUACAUUAUCUCCUCAGGAUGACGAUGCAGAUGAGUCAACAGCCCCUGCAGUUUGCUUGGCUUUAAUUUUCUCACAUACGGAAAAAUAUCCAGAUGAACCACCACUUCUGAAUGUGAAAAGUUUAAAGGGAAUGCAUACUUCGGAUCUCAAGAUUCUAAAAGAAAAGCUUGAUCAAGAGGCAUCCGAAAACCUUGGUAUGGCAAUGGUCUAUACACUAGUUACAUCUGCUAAGGAGUGGUUGUGUGAAAGAUUUGCAGAAGAUGUUGACGAAGGGAACACGGAAGAGGAAGAGAAGAAAGAUGAGAUAAUUAUUCCCCAUGGAGAACCGGUUACUGUUGAUACAUUCAUUGCUUGGAGAGAGAGGUUUGAAGCAGAGUUAGCGCUAGAAAGAGCCAAGUUAAUGCCCGAGUCUGCACUUUCUGCACCCAAGGAAAAGAAGCUCACAGGCAGACAAUGGUUCGAAAGUGGAAGAGCUUCUGCGAAAGGCGCAGGACCAAUUGCUGAAGGAUCUGAUGUGGAAGAUGAGGAAGACAUUGACUUUGAUGAUGAGGACUUUGAAGAUGAUGAAGAUGAUAUGCUUGAGCAUUAUCUGGCUGAGAAAUCAGACACAUCGUCUCACUCGUCAAGGAGAGCCAAUUAGGAGGAGGAGAAGAUGUGCCUGAGCACUGUACUCACCUCACUUGUCAAGGGUGCAUAUUGGAAGGAAAACAAUCUUGUAGUUUGAAUCAUUGUAUUUUUGUUAUGAGGGAUGGCUGGGAUGAUGAAUUUGUAGACAUUUUAGCCUUAUUUUCUCAUGUAUUCAUUUUUGGCCACUUCACGUUCUGAGAGAGGAUAUAUACAGUAUAUUAGGUUGCUCACCGAUAAUUUUUGUAUCAAGAAGUGACGAUGUCUUCUGAAGUUGGGCUGUAGUUUGUCAUUUUGAGUGUAAUGAGAAGAAUUAAGCAUUUGACGAUA
Molecule: messenger RNA, 1363 nt
Organism: Rhododendron vialii
Lineage: Eukaryota; Viridiplantae; Streptophyta; Magnoliopsida; Ericales; Ericaceae
Exons: 11
Coding region: 285-1049 (254 amino acids)
Biological process (GO): cytoplasmic translation
Molecular function (GO): protein binding
Source: RefSeq, a predicted model, not a curated record